Molecule: messenger RNA, 3174 nt
Organism: Mesocestoides corti
Lineage: Eukaryota; Metazoa; Platyhelminthes; Cestoda; Cyclophyllidea; Mesocestoididae
Source: the annotation of a GenBank genome assembly
AUGUUGCCGCGACUAAAUGCUGCGCUCGUUGUGCCCUUUCAAUCACUCUCUAAAGAGCUGCAUCCCCUAAUCGUUGCCCAAUAUCCUAAUUCAUCUGCAUCACGUGGUGAAGUAGCCUUGCUGAGUUCUGUCCAAUCAUUCGUCAAGAAGUACGCCACCGAGGCACUUUCGUUCACCCUCUCUCUCUCUCUCUCUCUCUCUCGACUUGCUCGUUUGCUGGAAUGCCUGACCCACGAGCGUCGUGCCUCGAUUGAUCGCCUCAAGAAGCUCGCGUCGAAACACACCCCCCCAGUACCGACGAGUUCCCUUCUGCGUCUCCCGCCCAAUGUCCGGCCCAGGGUGCUGCGCGCUCUCUACACCGUGGGACUGAUUUGCAAGCACUUCUCCCUUGAAGAUCUCGCCACCACGGCCUUCGACAUGAUCAACGAGUCAAACAGCGGUGGCAGACGCACCUCUGUCAACCUCAGCGUCCUCACUCAACAGGCAACCUGUGGAACAAGUAAUCGCGACGAAGUCUUCAACACCCUCAUGUUCUUCGCGGAGAGAGCUCUGCUCCUGGGCAAAGAGGAGGACGCUCGUCUGAUCCUCGCCUCUGGCCAGCCCAGCAACGAGGACGUGGAGUUGGGGAAGAAGGCCAUCGCUGGUCUCUCAUUCUUAACCAACCGACACGACUACCUCUUCUGUUCGGCACGUCUCCAGACCUUCUUCACUGAUAUUCUGGCCGGAGUGAGCGCCAGUUUUCCACCCGAAGCUGCCGCCGACCUCCAGUGCAUCAUCCUCGACUGUCUGACAAACUUCCUCGUCGACGAGGAGAAGCAGAUGCUAGCGGAUGACUCGGAAUGGGCGACACGUCGGAAGCAGGAGUCUCUGAAGGAACUCGGUGACCGCCGCGAAGGCCACGGGAGCGCCGUGGCGCAGGUAUACCUACCGACAGUCCUCGAACACUGCAUAAUCUCCCCCUCGGCCACGGUACGCGCCAAGACCCUCUCCCUGAUCUCCACAGUUCUCCGUCAGGGCCUUGUGCACCCAGUUCACACAAUCGCCUGCCUCGUCUGUCUGCAAACCGAUCCAGAGGCGCCUGUUCGCACCCGGGCCACUCAGCAACUUCAAGAGGCCGAUAAGAAAUUCCCCGGCUUCCUUGCUUUGAAAGCAGAACCGGGCAUUCGAAUUGGCUUUCGUCUCCAGCGACUGGUCGCCUCGUCUUCGGGCAAAUCGGGGGUGGUGAUUCGUGGAGCCACCGUCUCCAAGUCCUCCAGCGACAAGUCGGACUCCAACGCCGACUCCAGUGUCCAGGCGCGACCCCUCGCCCUCAACCACACAGUCUACAGCCUGCUACAGGGAAAUCGACAGCACCGGCGCUCUCUCAUCACCUCGCUCGUCACUCUCUUUGAUCUGGAUCAUACCCAAAGCCCGGCCCUGUACUCUGGUUCCGGCUACCCCAAUCUGCAGCCGAGGUCAUCGUCCGCCGGCCUUGCCUCCGUCCCUGGCGCCGCCAACGCCGUUGCCACGGAGGUUCCACACGACAACGGGCUCCUGGAGCUAAUCUACAUCUGCGAUCAGCUCGCGCACUUCCCCUACAAGACGCUGGACGAAAUCAACUACCUGGCCCACUCUAUCGACCUGCGCGUUAGCACUCUGGGCUCGGGUGUGGCUCGGGCCCUCCACGACUGCAUGAUCUCGUCGUCGCAGUUGAAGACGCCUGCUGCCGAGGCGGCUGUCUACGAUCGGAAGGUCACGAAUCUCAUCGAAGACGCGGAAGCCGAGUUGUUCGCCAAGUCCACGCCCCCGGCGGAAAGCGGACCAAUCGAGCGCAAGGUCCUGGACCGCAUGAACCGACCGGCUGUGGCGGACCGACGCCGCGCUUUCCGCGCCCAGGUCAUUCGCAGUGCCCCCGCCUGUCUCCUCCUCAUGAGUGUCCGCAAGUACCUCGAAGAGGCCUACGACGUGACCUCGAGCAAACUUAGUUCCUACUCACCUGGCGAGGAGAAGCAAUGGCAGAAGCCCAUUUCAGCGCCGUCGGGUCGCGCGUUGCAGUUGGGUGCGUUCCGACGCCUCGUUGAGAUUCCAGCCAUCGUCGAGCAGUGCGCCACCGACCCCACCUGGCCUCCGGUCACCGCGAAUCUCGAGGAGACGCUUUCUAGCCCCGGCGAGCCUUCGGAUAAGACCAUUCUUCGUCUGGCCCUCCUUGUGCAUCGUCAGCUCUUGUCCAUGGAUGACGAGGGCGCAAUUGGAACAGCCACCGCAACUGAAUCCUGCAGCCAAUCCACCGGACCCGAUGGAGAUGCCUUGCAGGCUCCACCAACCGUGAAAAAGUCCUCUCCUGCGCAUCGGGAAUCCGAAAAGUCCAGGACUGGAGAGAACAAGCCUUCCACGUCUGCCAGCAAACUCCACAAUGACCAACGGGCGCCGGCCAAGGCGCCCACAAAGGUCCAACCUCCGCCGUCAAAACACCGCAAAAUUGAUGACAUCGAUGAGGCCAACGGCAGCCUCUCGUCCCUGUCCGACUCCAGUCCAGUUCGCAAGGCCCCCUCAAGCAGGCAGCAGUCUUCCGUUAAGUCGGGCGAAAAGAGGAAACAGCCCCACCCUUCUGGCGGCUCCUCGUCCUCUUCCAAUGUCUCAAAGUCGACCAAACACCCCACGAAGCCAAACCGUGAGGCACCUUCUGCGUCGCUCAGCAAGUACCAUACCUCAAUACCAAAGAAGGACCCAAGCAAGUCCGGGACCAAGAAGCGUUUGCAUCGUGUCACCGAAGACGACGAGCUCUCCUCGCUCUCCAGCCUCGAUGACUCACCACCGAGACCCCCCAAGAAGACCUCACCCCCACCCGCACCGGCGCCGGCGCCCAAGAAGACGGAGAAGCCGGCGGUCGUGCGGCCGAAGUACGACCUCGCUCCCCUCCCCGGCACGCCAGACAUCCGCACGCAACAGGAGCAGCGCCGCAAGAUGAAGGCCCUCGCCUCGAAGAAGGCCAUGACGAAACACCUGGCGGCCGGUGGAUCCGAAAAGAAACUGAACCGAGUUUCGCAACAACCCCCGUUUGUGCAGAAGGAGAGCUUCCGAAGAGAGUUGAAGAAGCCAGCUGAGGCUUGUGAAUCGGACGUGGAGAUAUCCUCGGUGUCUUCAGUUUCCACCGUUUCCACACCGUCAUCUUCCACCUGCUCUUCAGAUUCCUAA